GGAGGCCCGAGCGAGGGACAAGACUCCGACUCCAGCUCUGACUUUUUUCGCGGCUCUCGCGCGAAUCCUAUCCAUUUCCUCCAGAAGAUGUCCAACAGUCACCAGUCUGGCAGCAGGGUGGGGCUUCCACUGCAGCCAUGUCACUCCUCUUGCUGGUGGUCUCAGCCCUUCACAUCCUCAUUCUUAUACUGCUUUUCGUGGCCACUUUGGACAAGUCCUGGUGGACUCUCCCUGGGAAAGAGUCCCUGAAUCUCUGGUACGACUGCACGUGGAACAACGACACCAAAACAUGGGCCUGCAGUAAUGUCAGCGAGAAUGGCUGGCUGAAGGCGGUGCAGGUCCUCAUGGUGCUCUCCCUCAUUCUCUGCUGUCUCUCCUUCAUCCUGUUCAUGUUCCAGCUCUACACCAUGCGACGAGGAGGUCUCUUCUAUGCCACCGGCCUCUGCCAGCUUUGCACCAGCGUGGCGGUGUUUACUGGCGCCUUGAUCUAUGCCAUUCACGCCGAGGAGAUCCUGGAGAAGCACCCGCGAGGGGGCAGCUUCGGAUACUGCUUCGCCCUGGCCUGGGUGGCCUUCCCCCUCGCCCUGGUCAGCGGCAUCAUCUACAUCCACCUACGGAAGCGGGAGUGAGCGCCCCGCCUCGCUCGGCUGCCCCCGCCCCUUCCCGGCCCCCCUCGCCGCGCGUCCUCCAAAAAAUAAAACCUUAACCGCGG
Messenger RNA from Homo sapiens (human), 712 nucleotides. RefSeq names its product epithelial membrane protein 3 (MAM blood group) (gene EMP3). Bases 138 to 629 code for a protein of 163 amino acids. The record is from RefSeq and is a predicted model, not a curated record. Gene Ontology annotation, cellular component: membrane. NCBI's taxonomy places the organism in Eukaryota, Metazoa, Chordata, Mammalia, Primates, Hominidae. The transcript is spliced from 6 exons.